This is a messenger RNA of Cydia pomonella (codling moth), 5640 nucleotides long. Its product is annotated as metabotropic glycine receptor. Gene Ontology annotation, molecular function: G protein-coupled receptor activity. Lineage: Eukaryota; Metazoa; Arthropoda; Insecta; Lepidoptera; Tortricidae. The record is from RefSeq and is a predicted model, not a curated record. Gene Ontology annotation, biological process: G protein-coupled receptor signaling pathway. Gene Ontology annotation, cellular component: membrane. The transcript is spliced from 12 exons. The coding region runs from base 58 to 3066 and encodes 1002 amino acids.
AGCUUACUUCAGUAGCCCGCGAGCGCUCGUGGCGGACGCACGCACGAUGCCGCCGUGAUGAUUCGUACGCUCAUCCUCAUAUACAUCGCGUCGUUGGUUCACAGUGAAUAUAAGGGUGAUAUUGUGAAACAUGUGCGUCAUUCUAGCAGGGCCCUCAUAAGGCAUGGCCGGUCUAGGACCCACUUGACCAGACAUCGAGCCAGGGAGUUGGUGGCCCAGGACAUCGAGGCUGAGAAGAGCAGUGAGCUAGAAAGCAUCGACAAAUCUGGGGAAGACCCGAUAGUAUCCGCCCUCAGACCGUACGGCGCGGACAGCGAUGACGGCGCCAUCAAAGACUCCAACCAGUUCCAAAAGUUCUUCGGAAACUAUUCUUCCGCCCACUUCACCAAACCCUCAGACGUAACCCUGGCAGGACACUUGUUGAACCUAGAACAUAGCUACGACAAUGAUACCCAAAAGAUAGACACCCCCGAAAACGUGAAUACAGUAAUCAAUGAAACUGUAGAUGUAGAAAACAUCACAAUAUCUAGGCCUGUUCAUGAAGAUGUUGUUACUAGAUUCCUAAGGUUAAUAGAAACACAGCAUUUGCUGGGAGAAAACUGUACAGCGGGGACUGAUUUGAAUUUAGGCGAAGGAGUUGUAGAUAGAUAUGCUCAAGAAAGAUUUAGGAUAGAAGCCGACGUGGCUGUAAAUAGAGCAAACAUGCUGACCAGAUUGUGGAAAUAUGCUGGUCCGUCAGUGAUGCACAAUGAAUACUUGCUGCAUGCUAGUGUAUUUUCUAUGGUGGAGUUUGAUGAUGAUAUUUUUGCUGCGGGGAACUGCUACGAUCAGUUUCAGUAUAAGGAUUACCAGCUUUUUUGUCCCUUCGCGUACCGAUUGCCGGAGGGGCCGAUAUUGGCUAAAGACUUAGCCGUGGAGUACAAAUAUUUGAGCAACACGUCCGAGUGGUUUUACAUUGCUCGCAAAAAUGCUGAGCGUGUAAUACGCAACUACAAUCAGUUUCGCAGAGGAUUCAAUACCUACACGUUCAACGACACGGCGCACACGGCGCGCGUGCCGGACGAGAUUCUCUCCGUGACCUAUGAGGACGGGAAGUGGUCCAAGCCGUACUAUGACUGCGGCGGCGGCAACAUCUGGAUGCUGACAUACACAGUGCCUUUCUUUGGAUACAACAAUGGGACUUAUUUUUUCAAAGGGACGAGCGGUAUAGACAUAGAUCUCCGACGAGUGGACAUAGACCAGUGUCCUUUGAAGCCUGGGUCUGUGCAGCUCAACAUCUUCGCCGGCACGGACAAAUGCAAGAAGAAGACUACCGAGUGUGUUCCGGUACCCGGGCUGGGCUUCAGACGCGGGUCGUACUGGUGCGUGUGCCGGCGGGGCUUCUACUUCCCCAACACCACGGCCGACCAUAGAUACUACAACGGCAGCGAUAUUGAGGAAGAGUACGAGAAGAGCUUACUGAACCAGCGAAGUCUCUACUCUACCGAGCAUGCUUUCGAAUGCCUUCCCUGCGCCGAGGGCUGCGAGGCAUGUGUUGACGGCUCGCCGUGCGUAGCCGCCCUUAACUGGGUGGCGCGGACUACAAUCUUGGCCCUUGCCUGCUUUUUCAUCUCCUGUCUGCCGUUCAUUGUGUACUUUACCAUCAAAUAUGGACAUGUCAGGGUUGUCCGCGCUGCAAGUCCAGCUCUACUCAGAGUCAUAGUUUUGGGAGCGUUCCUCAUCUACUGCACAACCCUGGUCAUGUACGGGCGACCGACUGUGUUCACGUGCACAGCAAGGGUGUGGCUCCGAGAAGUUGGCUUCUGUCUUACUUAUGGAGCACUUAUGUUGAAAACGUGGAGAAUAUCUGUGAUCUUCCAAGUACGGUCAGCAAAGGCGGUCAAAAUAUCCGAUAUGUAUCUACUGCGGCGCAUCGGCAUCAUAGUAGGGGUAGCGUGCGUGUUGCUCGCCAUUCGUACGCUGGUGGCGCCUCCUGCCGUCAUUGUAGGCAGGACGAAGGAAGACUUGAAAGCGUAUUUGUGCAACACGGAUUGGUGGGACCACUCUUUUACAACGCUGGAGGUGAUAUUCCUUAUGUGGGGAAUCAGAUUGUGCAUCAUGGUCAGGAAAGCACCUUCGGAAUUCAACGAAAGUCGGUUCAUCUCCAUGGCCAUCUACAACGAGUUCCUGCUCUCUGUCUUCUUAAAUAUAUCUAUGCUGUUUCUCCAGUCUCCAGCCAACCCCGAUCUCCUGUACAUCAUCUUCUUCUGCCACACGCAGCUAACCGUCACGCUGCUUCUCUGCUUCAUCUUCGGGAGCAAGGCGUACAUGGUAUAUAAGGGACACGGCAAAGAUGAGCGCGAGAAGACCGGCAAGUUCAGGUCUCGUGCUGCCGAGUCUACCUACACCAUGACCACGAAUCGCAGCACGAGGUUCUGUGACAACAUGACUGAGAGGGAACUCGAGGAGGAGUUUCGAAAAAUCUGCAAUCAACUUGAGAAGCUACGGGAGCGGUGUGGCACUGGAGGCAUAUCCAGACGCAUCACAGCCAUGCAAGAUGCUUCAGCGUUACAUGAAAGGAAACCAGCCACGUCGGACCACUCUGCACCUCUCAAACUAAAUACUGUAUUCAGCGCAGUAGCUGACCGCCUUAUGUGUACGGUUACACCUGCCGAAGAAUCCAGCAGCAGUGGCAGAGAUCUACCCUUUGAAGCCCCUCCAGCUUAUAAACACAAAACGUUUAGUCCUUUGAAAGCUGUCGAUGACAGCCAAACAGAACCCAGUCACACUGACGUUACAAUAGCCACGGAUUCUCCAAAAAGAAAAACUGAACUAAACGAAGAACAGAAAGAUGACAAGCAGAACGGUGUUUUCAAAAUUUCUGGCGAACCGAACUGUAGUGAUAUAAGGCCGCCUGAGGUAGCCAGUAGGAAUGGUUUUAGUGGUAAAGGUGAGAAGAGUGAAUUGAAAUCAAGUCCUAGUAGUACAGAGACUUUGAAAGGUGUUAGAUCAGGCCACGCGCGGACACAUGCUAUCGUAAUUAAUCUUGAUGACAAAAGUCGUUUUACCGAAGAAGUCACUGUAUAAUCUUCCAUAUUUAUAGAAACGUCUCUUCUAUCAGAAGAAGUAAGCCGUGGAAAUAAUUUCAAAGACUGUACUUACGUUGAGAUAAUUUUAAUCCAGAUAGAUUGUCCAAAGAUAGAUAAGGAUUUUAUAAACGCUAGUCUUAACUGUGAUUGAGUGUUGCUAACUUUGGACCCUUCUAUGUAUUUUAGUUGGAACCUUUCAGAAAUAUAAAGUUUACAUCCUUUUCCAAGGCUCGGAACCGGUUUUUAAAAUACUGGUAAAUACCGGUUUAUUCCGGUUUUCCUCCGAGAUUUUAUAAGAACGUGAACGUUUGAAGAAAGUUAUUGUAACUUAAAAAAACAGUUUGUUCGGCGCGCGACGCAACGGCCGGUCGGCCUGGUAGUGUGCCACGUAAACAUAGACAUCGACAAAGGAAGAAACCGGUUUUCAUUGUUCUAGACCGGUUAAUUUGACAAGAACUGUUCUCAUAAAAACCGGUUAAAAAUAACGGUUUUUCGAGCGAACCUGAAAUAUAAAGGUUUUACGCCAAGUAUGUACUUAGCUACUACUUGGCUUGGGCUUGGUGGCUUGGAUUGGCAUGGUACUUUGGUUAUCAUUGUGACAAGGUUUUGGAAAUUCUACCGGUUUCGAGCCUUGCCUUGAAAAUAAACUGUUCUUAGCGGAUUGCAUAAUGGGGUCCAAUUCCAGUAAUGUAGUCAUUUUGGAUAUAUAAAAUAAUUUGAAAGCAUAUCAAGAUAAAUGUAAUAUUAUUCCAUAACUAAAAAUAUUUUCCCUUUUAAAUCUUUCAGUAAAUAUUUAAAGCUCUAUAUAAAUAAAUAAUGUAAUAUAAUGAAUCGUUUACUAAUGCGGCUCGAAAAUUAGUUUCUUAUAUUUUUGUGUUCUGCUAAGCAUUUCGGAAUAGAUCGCAUUUCUGUUUUUAUGUUAGUUUUGAUGUGUUAACUGCAUAUUGCAAAAAAACAAAAUAAUAAGUUUCAAUAUUUGUAAAGCUAAUAUUUCAUUAAAAUUUUCAUAUCCCCAUAUAUAAAGUGUAUAAAAAGGUGUCAAAAAUGUAAAUCCAAGGUUAUAUUAUAAAUAAUGUUUUCAUUUCAUAUAAAAAUAAUUCAAUUAAUAAAAUGUUGGAUUUGAUUAUGCCCUUGUGUUAAGUAUUUGGUGAAAAAUAACUAAUUAGUAGAAUCAGGCGUUACUUUGCGGAAAUCCAUGCUAAUUAAAGCAAGAAAUAUUACUUUGCUAAUCCGCGAAAAAAUAACGUGUGAAUCAAUCAGUGCUAACCCGUUAUACUUACUUGCGUAUUUUUACAUGCAAUUAAUGUUUCCACCCUCCCACCGCAAAAAUAAAAACGCAAAUAAAUAUAACAACCCACCACCAAAAGAACAAAACUCGACACGUGUUUCGCCUCUAUACGAGGCAUCCUCAGGAGAUGCUGGAGAUGUUGACGGUCUGACACCCGACAACUGAAAGGGGUCAGUUAUAUUUAUUUGCGUAUUUAUUAAAAAAAAAACGCCAAUUCCAACUGCGUAUCUAAUGCUAUUAAAAAAAGCAUUGUUUAUAUUUUCACAUUCCUGAUAUUCUAAUUUAAAUAUUACAAUGUUUUGUUCACAAACUAGACUAAUAGGUAGAUAGAUUAGCUUUGUAUCGAUGUUGACCAUUAUGGGAGUUAUGAAUGUACAUGAAUUAAUGGUUACUAAAUAAUUCCUUCAGAGCUUUAUUUUGUGUUCAAAUUAAUGUCAUAAUUGUUAGAUGCAUGUAUUAUAUGAGAUUAUAUUGUAAUUAUCCAGCCACGAAAGACAACUAGUGAAUCUAGUAAUUUGUGAAUAUAGAGAUAAGGUUUUUGACGUAUCUAAGUUGUAAAUAUUGCUGAUUUUAUCAUACGGGUUACAAUAUGAGAUAUUGUUAACAUAUGGGCAGUUUGUGCCACACACAAUCGACUAACUGAUCAUCGUUAAAUAUGGGCUUUAUCAACUUAUAGAGAAGUGCCAAACUUUUCGUACCGUCGCCAUCUGAUAUAUCGGAGCAGCCAAGGUGCUCACAAAUAUCUAAGCACGCCUCUAUUGUCAUCGCGUUAGAGUGUGUGUUCAGAGGUUUUAGAGCACCUUGGCCGCUCCGAUAUAUCUCAUGGCGAAUGUACAUGCAAAUCUGAAUGUGAUGAUUGAUUAUGUUGACAGACAGUUUGGUGAAACCGGCCCUAGAAUUGCGCAAUUAAGUUAUGUAGAAUCGUGAUUUAAGUAAGAGGAAGUUUUAUUUAAAAAAAAAUUCUUAGAUUCGUUGGGUAAAAGUCCGCGUAAUCGCUGCAAGUGCAUGCAAUGAGUUUUCUGAAGUAUUGGUAUUUACGCCCCGAUUCGAACUUUAAGAUACGUCAAAAAUUUCCUUAAGAUAAAACAUGGAUUAAAUAUGUCAGUGUCAAAAGUGACCUUUUUUGACGAAACGUCACUUUUGACAAAUAUUUAAUCCAUAUCGUAUCUUUAGCAAAUGUUUGAUGUAUCUUAAAGUUUGAAUCGGGCCGAUUAUGUAAACAAGUAAGUUCCAGAAGAGGCGGAACUGCGGAACUACAUAUAAUAUAAACUUUUACUUGUAUGA